Messenger RNA from Juglans regia (Persian walnut), 1999 nucleotides. RefSeq names its product F-box/LRR-repeat protein At1g67190-like. The record is from RefSeq and is a predicted model, not a curated record. Gene Ontology annotation, molecular function: protein binding. Lineage: Eukaryota; Viridiplantae; Streptophyta; Magnoliopsida; Fagales; Juglandaceae. The coding region runs from base 555 to 1811 and encodes 418 amino acids. The transcript is spliced from 2 exons.
CGUUCUUCCUGGGUUUGGGUACAGUCGAAUUCGAAUCCCCCAAAUCCGAAACCGGUUUUGUUACUUUUCGUUUUGGGCCUCUUUGUUUGCCCCUCUAUCUCUGCACUGCCGGGUGGUGGAUCUCUCUCCCAUUGGCAUCGCCCGUGAUCAAGCUCUUCUCGACUUCUUCCUCAAUCAAUCCCCUUCUACAACUUGUACUUUUGCCCACAAAAAAAAAAAAAAAAGUAACCCGUCUACUAGCGAUCUUCCAUUCCGUUCCAUUGGAGCCGAUCUAUUCCAUCUUUUUUAUUUUUUCUGGAUCCCAUUAAGUUCGGUAGAUCAAUUGAUUGUUUCCCCCGUUGUAGCUGUUCUGUUUGCUAAUUGGGCCAACCUUCUGUGUCAGUGAGUGUGCAAAGAAGAUAUAUGCAGUGGCUUUCCAGGUUUAUCAAAAGUUGUAAGGAAGUUGAUUGUUUGCUUCUAGCAAGUUAAGCGUUUUUCUUUUGCUUGAUCUUUUGUGGGAAGCCCGUGGGUGGAUUAAUUAUCUAUAUAAUAACUUAUUAAUAUUGUUUUGAGUUAUGGAGCAUCUUCCUGUUGAAGUUGUUGGAAACAUACUAUCCAGGCUUGGAGCCGCACGAGAUGUGGUGAUAGCAUCUGCAACUUGUUGUAAAUGGCGAGAAGCUUACCGCAAACACCUUCACACACUCUCAUUCAAUUCCAACGAUUGGCCUGUUUAUCGAGAUAUGAAGACUAGCCAACUUCAAAUCUUGAUAACUCAAACGAUAUUUCAAACCACGGGAUUAAAAGGUCUAUAUAUUCUAAUGGAUGGUGUUGAUAAGUUCUCGGCAUCCACUGUCAUUGCUUGGCUCAUGUAUACCAGGGAAACAUUGCGCCGAUUGGUUUAUAAUGUUCAAACUACUCCAAGCAUUAACAUUCUUGAAAUAUGUGGCAGGCAAAAAUUGAAAAUGUUGGUCCUGGCCCAUAAUUCAAUUACUGGUGUUGAACCUAAUUUUCAAAGAUUUCCUCGUUUGAAAUCUCUAUCUUUAAGUAAUGUCAGUAUUUCAGCAAUGGAUCUGAGUCUUCUGCUCAGUUCCUGCCAGAAGAUUGAAACUUUGAAACUUGUCAAUCCAGAGAUUGCAAUGUCAGAUGCACAAGUGACAGUUGAGCUUAGCAGUCCUACGUUAAAAAGUAUUUAUGUUGAAGCAGUCAGUUUGGACAAGUUUGUAUUGGAGGCAGAUAGCAUUGAGUGUUUGCACUUGAAAGGUUGUGCCCUUGAGGUUUUUGAACUUGUCGGAAAGGGCACCUUGAAGCACUUCAAGAUUGAUGAUGUUAGUGUGCUACAUCUUGAUAUUGGCGAGAAUUUUGAAAAUCUUGAGAUUGUAGAUAUCAGCAACUUCUCAAUUUGGUGGCCGAAGUUCUACAAUAUUGUCUUGAGAUCAUCGAAACUACGAAGGCUUCGCCUUUGUGAAGUGGUGUUUGAUGAAGAAGAUGAGGUUGUGGAUUUGGAAAGAAUUGCUGUUUGUUUCCCGCAGCUGACUUACCUUUCAUUGAGGUAUGACUUUAGAGAUAAUAUCGCUCUCUCGUAUCUGGAAGGGUCUUCUGACUUGGUAAAUGUGACUGUCUUGGAGCUUAGUUGGAUUGUAAUUGAUGAAUUUUUCUCCUUUUGGGUGGAGGAGAUGCUGAAACGAUUCCCAAAUCUGAAGAAGAUGGUCAUUCAUGGGCUUAUUUCAGAGGCCAGACGUGAGGAUUACCAGAUACUGGCAAAUUUUACGACCUUCAUUGUUGAGCUCAUGAGAAAAUACAUGCAUUUAGAGGUGCGGUUUGAGUUUAAGUAGAAAUAUGCAAAAUGCCAUUAUUGGAACUCGAUUUUUGGUUCAGGUCUGUUGUGUACAGGGCCUUAGGCACAUAUGCAGGUACAUUAUGCAUCAUAUGGAGACAGGGCAUUGUAUUGAUACAUGAUAAUUCCAAUCUCUUCUAUUCAAUUAAUUUAGUAUUUUUCAAUGAAGUAAUAUAUUUUCGAUUA